Dibothriocephalus latus is the source of this 282-nucleotide messenger RNA. The record is from the annotation of a GenBank genome assembly. NCBI's taxonomy places the organism in Eukaryota, Metazoa, Platyhelminthes, Cestoda, Diphyllobothriidea, Diphyllobothriidae.
AUGUCGGUGAACCAGGUGGCCGAGGAAAUCACCAACACGGGUGCUGACAUUUCAGCCGAUAAAGACCCUCGGGCCCUCUUCAACGUGACGACAAACGAGCUUGUCAACUGGCCUAGGUAUGCUCACUUUCGUGGGAAGGGAAACAGCUUCCAUAACCCGUUUGACAAGGGCUUCCGGGACAAUCUCGCAGAAUUCUUCAGACCUGGCUCUACCGUACUGGAAGAGAUGCCUACGGCCGACGAGGACACCAAACAAGAAACCAGUUAUCCAUUUGUUGUCUGA